UUCCGUUUCUCCUUGGAGCUUGCGCGAGCGAAGCGCGCCUGUGUAUAUAUUAUAAAAAGCUCUCUCGACUUUGGAGCGCGCGCGCCCGACUCUGUGCAAUAAAUCAAGUAUCAUAAACAUACGCGCACACGGACGGACUCGAUAUACGUGCACAGCAGCAGCUAACAGUGCGUCGAUCGCAUCUCGAGUUUUUGCCGAAAGAGAAAGAGAGAGAGAAGUGCCAGUAGUCUAUUAUUAGGAGGGGUCCAGCGGCGACUGCCGACUUUAACACACACACACACACACGUACACCUACACACUUGCAACAACAACGGCGCAGUUCGAGAUUCGCCACGAGCGCAUAUUAUAGUACAAUACGAGUAUAGAAGUUCGACAGAAAAUCACAUCGACGUCUUUUUCGCGUAAAGCUCAUUGAAUCUCUUACUCUCUCUCUCUCUCUUUCUCUUACGCUUCGAUAUCGUCGUGUACGCGUUUUGUCAUACCAAUCCCCGUGUACAAGUACUCGAGCUUCGGCGAUCGAACGGAAGCUCCAAUGUGUAUAUUACAUAUGUGCAAUUUUAGAGAUCGAUCAACGGGCAACAGCAGCAGCAGCAGCAGCGGCAGAGUCGUCGAGUGUAUAUAACGCGUAAACGAUAUAUAAUACAUACAUACGCGCCAGUCAGUCAGUUUGUGUGCGCGCUUAUGUGCGCGCGGGCGUGUCAGUGUGUGUGCGGUGUCAAGCUUGUGUCAGAAUUUCUCGUGUGUAUAUUAUUAUAACGCAAAGGUGAUGAUAUAAUGUGAGCAAAGCAACAAUCCGACUGUAUUAAUAACUAAAUGUGAUCGUGAUAUCCAAAACCACCACCAAACAUCCGAGGGUUUCCAUCGCCAGCAGCAACCAGCAUCAGGAAGCCGCACCGACGACAACAAAUCGACGUUCGACUCAGCAGCAGCUCCUCAUUUCAUCAUAUUAUAUUAUAUGAAGACACACGUAGUUCAACCGGACAGUCUAAGCAGCAAUAACAACGGCAGCAGCAGUAGCAGCAGCAACACCACCAGCAGCGGUCAUAAUACAGCCGGCACAGCAGCAGCGGCGUUAAAAAUCGAAAAGAUCCUGAGAUCGGAAAAGGCGCCGAAGAAGAAAGAACGCAGUAGGAACAUUGGCUGUGCAUUCAUUAAAUUUGCAUCCUAUCAAGAAGCACAAAGUGCAAUAAAUUCAUUGCACGGAAGUCAAACUAUGCCGGGAGCUUCUUCGAGUCUCGUAGUCAAAUUCGCGGAUAAUGAAAAGGACCGACAACUGAGACGCAUGCAACAAAUGGCCGGAAACAUGAGUUUGAUCAAUCCCUUCGUUUUUAAUCAGUUCGGCCCGUACGGAGCUUACGCGCAGCAACAAGCUGCUUUGAUGGCCGCCGCGACGGCGCAAGGAGCUUACAUCGGACCCAUGGCUGCGCUGGCUGCUGGCCAGCUUCCACACGCUCUCAAUGGCCUGCCCAACGCCGUUGUACCUCCGAGCACCGCUGCCGCGGCGGGUCAAACGGUGAACGGCGCCAUACCGUCCCUGCCGUCGCCGACGAUGCCCAACUUCAACAUGGCAGCGCAGCCGCCCAACGGCCAGCCCGCCUCCGAUGCGGGCGUGUUCGCCAACGGGCUACCUCAGACGUUUCCGGGCCCCCCGACUUUACCGAACGGCGAGGCGGCGCUGUCGCACGCCACCGGCGGUUACGCGCCCAUGUCCGCGUACCACAGCGUCGCGUAUCCAACCGUCUACGGUCAGUUUCCUCAAGCCCUCGCGCAACCGCUGGCAGCGGUGGCUCCUCAACAAAGAGAAGGUUGCUCCAUAUCGGGACCGGAGGGCUGCAACCUGUUCAUCUAUCACCUGCCCCAGGAAUUCGGCGACGGCGAGCUCAUGCAAAUGUUCAUUCCGUUUGGGAACGUCAUCUCGUCUAAAGUAUUUAUUGAUCGUGCCACUAACCAGAGUAAAUGUUUCGGAUUCGUAUCCUUCGACAAUCAAGCAUCUGCACAAGCAGCGAUACAAGCAAUGAACGGUUUUCAAAUUGGAAUGAAACGACUGAAAGUACAAUUAAAAAGGCCAAAAGAUGCAAGCAGACCCUAUUAACCUAUAUUAUCACUAAACUGAUUGAAAAUUAGCCAUAUAAUCCUAGAUAAAAAUGUGAGUAGCCAUUGAUUUGGAAUAUAAAUGUGUGAACGAGACUCAAGAAGCUCUCGGGAGCAAACCACGUAACUCUCAUCCAUUUUUUCUCGUAGAUAUGAUCAUAAACAAAACAAAAAAAACAUAAGUCCAGUGGUCGCUCAAACAUGUUACGCAUUAUAAAAAUAUGUUUCGAGAUCGCCACCACAAAUCCUUCAGACUGUUGAAGACUAGCAAUUAGAUAGAUAAUUUUUUAGGGGUAACGGACAAAAAAAUAUAAAUUGACUUCAUUGUAAGAAAUAGUUCCACUAUAAACAGAACAAAACAAAAUAAUGAACUGAGAGAAGAAAACCCUACGCUUUGCUGACAAAAGACUUUUUUUGAAGCAAAACAAAAAAAAA
Trichogramma pretiosum is the source of this 2526-nucleotide messenger RNA. It is a transcript of the gene bru3, whose product is annotated as CUGBP Elav-like family member 4. The record is from RefSeq and is a predicted model, not a curated record. Lineage: Eukaryota; Metazoa; Arthropoda; Insecta; Hymenoptera; Trichogrammatidae. Gene Ontology annotation, cellular component: nucleus; ribonucleoprotein complex; cytoplasm. Gene Ontology annotation, molecular function: mRNA binding. Bases 956 to 2092 code for a protein of 378 amino acids. The transcript has 9 exons. Gene Ontology annotation, biological process: mRNA splice site recognition; regulation of alternative mRNA splicing, via spliceosome.